Molecule: messenger RNA, 3121 nt
Organism: Talaromyces proteolyticus
Lineage: Eukaryota; Fungi; Ascomycota; Eurotiomycetes; Eurotiales; Trichocomaceae
Product: putative endoplasmic reticulum calcium ATPase
Exons: 5
Coding region: 116-3121 (1001 amino acids)
Biological process (GO): intracellular calcium ion homeostasis; calcium ion transmembrane transport
Cellular component (GO): membrane
Molecular function (GO): P-type calcium transporter activity; ATP hydrolysis activity; ATP binding
Source: RefSeq, a predicted model, not a curated record
UCCUCUUCUGCGCAGCGAACACCUUUUUCCGUCUCUCUCCUUCGUGUUUGCAGACUCUGUCUUGUUUUGUCGGGAUCAGGAUUUCUGAGAACGGCUCUAGACUUUUUCUACCCCAAUGGAGGGCUCAUUUACUCGCUCGCCUGCAGAGGUGCUGAAGGAGUUCGGCGUGGUGCCGGAGAUAGGCUUGACGCAAGAGCAAGUGGUCCGAUUAAGACAAAAGCAUGGGCCCAAUGCUAUCGCCGAAGAUGAAGCCACUCCUCUGUGGAAACUCGUCCUCGAGCAGUUCAAGGACCAGCUCGUCCUGAUUCUUCUCGGCUCCGCAGCCAUUUCCUUCGUUCUGGCGCUUUUCGAAGACGGAGAUGACUGGACUGCAUUUGUCGAUCCCGCUGUUAUCCUGACCAUUUUGAUUCUGAAUGCCAUUGUCGGUGUGUCGCAAGAAAGUAGUGCUGAGAAGGCUAUUGCCGCUCUUCAGGAAUACUCCGCCAACGAGGCCAAGGUCGUUCGCAAUGGAGCAUUGCAAAAAAUCAAGGCGGAGGAGCUUGUGCCGGGAGAUAUCAUUGACAUCGCCGUGGGUGACCGCAUUCCGGCUGACUGCCGGUUGCUGUCCAUUCAGAGCAAUAGCUUUCGCUUAGAUCAGGCUAUCUUAACUGGCGAGAGCGAAAGUGUUAGCAAGGAUACCAAAGUCGUCAAGGAUAAGCAAGCCGUCAAGCAAGAUCAAAUCAACAUGCUUUUCUCAGGCACUACUGUCGUGGCAGGCCAUGCCACCGCCAUCGUGGUUCUUACUGGGGCUUCUACAGCUAUUGGAGGCAUCCAUGAAAGCAUCACUUCUCAAAUCUCUGAGCCUACUCCUUUGAAACAGAAAUUAAACGAUUUCGGUGACGUUCUCGCCAAAGUGAUUACCGUCAUCUGUAUCCUCGUCUGGUUGAUCAACAUUGAACACUUCAACGACCCAUCUCAUGGAGGCUGGGCAAAGGGCGCUAUUUAUUAUUUGAAGAUCGCCGUUUCUCUCGGUGUUGCCGCCAUUCCCGAAGGUCUCGCCGUGGUCAUCACCACAUGCCUGGCCCUGGGAACUCGGAAAAUGGCUGCUAAGAAUGCUGUUGUCAGGUCACUGCCUUCUGUUGAAACGUUGGGAAGCUGCAGUGUUAUCUGCUCGGACAAAACUGGAACUUUGACUACCAAUCAAAUGAGCGUUGAAAAAGUUGUCUAUCUUGAUGCUAGCGGACGAGGCCUUGAAGAAAUUGAAGUCGAAGGUACAACCUUUGCGCCGUCAGGUUCAUUGACAAGAAACGGCAAAGAGCUUAAUGACUUGGCGGUUUCAUCGUCAACGGUUCGCCAAAUGGCCGAAAUCCUCGCACUGAACAACGAAUCCAUCUUGGCUUAUGAUCCAAAGACUGGUUAUUCUUGCAUCGGUGAACCUACCGAAGGAGCCCUGCGCGUGCUGGUUGAGAAGAUUGGAAGCGACAAUGCUGUUUUCAAUGAUAACCUCCGAUCACUCGCUCCCUCUGCUAAACUGCAUGCUACUAGCAAGUACUUUGAGUCCAAGUUGCCGUUGAAAUCGACCUUUGAAUUUUCUCGUGAUCGUAAAAGCAUGUCCGUACUCGUCGGUGAAGGCAAAGAACAAAAGCUCUUGGUUAAGGGUGCCCCGGAAUCAAUCCUCGAACGCUGCUCCCAUACUCUGCUCGGUGCGAACGGUUCUCGUGUGCCUCUGACCCAGAACCACACCAACCUGCUUCUGCAGGAGGUGACUGAAUAUGGUAACCGGGGUCUUCGUAUAAUGGCACUUGCCAAUGUGGAAGAUGUCUCCGCCAAUCCACUUUUGCACACUGCAAAGACUUCUGAAGAAUACACCCAACUGGAACGCAACAUGACUCUGAUCGGUCUGGUCGGCAUGCUUGACCCCCCUCGUCCUGAAGUGGCCAGCUCUGUGAGGAACUGCCGUGAAGCUGGUAUCCGCGUCAUUGUCAUCACUGGUGACAACCGAAACACUGCCGAGUCUAUCUGCCGUCAAAUUGGUGUCUUUGGCACCAAUGAAAACCUCCAAGGUAAAAGCUAUACCGGUAGAGAAUUCGACAACCUCAGUGAAAGCGAGCAGAUCAAGGCUGUCCAGACUGCCUCGCUCUUCUCUCGCACCGAACCUUCUCAUAAAUCGAAACUGGUGGAUCUUCUUCAGUCCCUUGGCCACGUUGUUGCCAUGACCGGCGACGGUGUCAAUGACGCCCCUGCUUUGAAGAAGGCUGAUAUCGGUGUGGCUAUGGGUACCGGCACAGACGUCGCCAAGCUCGCGGCCGACAUGGUUCUCGCCGAUGAUAACUUUGCCACCAUCGAGGUUGCAGUCAGCGAGGGCCGUUCUAUCUACAGCAACACUCAGCAGUUCAUCCGUUACCUGAUCUCUUCCAACAUUGGUGAAGUGGUAUCCAUCUUCUUGACUGCGGCGCUGGGCUUGCCUGAGGCGUUGGUUCCUGUCCAGCUUCUGUGGGUGAAUUUGGUCACUGACGGUCUCCCUGCCACUGCUCUCUCUUUCAACCCUCCUGACCACGAUGUCAUGAGACGCCGUCCUCGCAAGCGCGACGAAGCGCUAGUCGGCGGAUGGCUGUUCUUCCGCUACAUGGUAAUCGGAAUCUACGUUGGCCUAGCCACUGUGUUUGGAUACGUGUGGUGGUUCAUGUACAACCCAUCCGGUCCUCAAAUCUCCUAUUGGCAACUAUCGCACUUCCACAAAUGCUCAUCCGAAUUCCCUGAGCUCGGAUGCGAGAUGUUCAGCAACGACAUGUCCAAGUCUGCCUCAACAGUCUCCCUCUCCAUUCUUGUGGUGAUCGAGAUGCUGAACGCCAUGAACGCGCUCUCCUCCAGUGAAUCCCUACUCACCUUCCCGCUGUGGCACAACCUGAUGCUCGUCUACGCCAUCGCCCUGUCCAUGACUCUGCACUUCGCCAUCCUGUACGUACCGUUCUUGCAGGGCCUAUUCGCAAUCUUGCCCCUGGACUGGAAUGAAUGGAAGGCAGUUGUAGUGAUUAGUUUGCCAGUGAUUAUCAUCGACGAAGUCCUCAAAUUCGUCGAGCGACGCGUCUACGACCAGCGCGUUGAGCCCGUGACCAUGAACGGCAAGGUGAAGGCCGCCUAG